CGCGCCGACAGGCGAGAGGAUCUCCGCAAAAAAGGGCACCGACAGCCGCACACGCCUGGCGUGGAUCCGCACCUGCGCUCAGCAACACCCACUGUGGAUUUUAGUGCGAGGGACAGAAGUUGAGGACGCCGCCACACGGUCAGACGUUUGUGAAAGGAGAAGUGUCAGUGUUUGAAGAUGAUGUCCAUGCAAACAGUGAAUGAGGCCAACAGUGUGGUGAAGGUGGCCGAGUGGCAGCAGACCUACUAUGCAUCGGACUCCGGCAUCCAAUCCGGCGCCACCACGGUGCGGGAUGAUGACAGCAGUACUGGAUACAGUGGCAGUAAGAAGUACACAAGCGUUACAACCAGUACUACCACUGCACCGGCAACAGCCACCGGUGAAGGAGGAGCAACCGGCGGACAAGAAGAUUUAGACGCUCAGUACUCACUAACCCGGGCUCAGCGUGUCAGGGCUGCCAUGUUCCCAGAGACGCUGGUGGAGGGAGAGGCAGCCAUUCCGGCCCAAGCAGAUCCCGUGCAGCAGAGCAACGUGCAAAGACUGGCGGAGCCCUCCCAGUUGCUAAAGACAGCCAUAGUCCACCUGAUCAACUACCAGGAUGAUGCAGAGCUGGCAACGAGGGCCGUGCCGGAGCUCACUAAGCUGCUUGCAGACGAUGAUCCGGUCGUGGUGAACAAGGCCGCCAUGAUAGUCAACCAGCUCACCCGCAAGGAGGCCAGUCGCCGGGUGCUGGUGCAGUCCCCGGCCAUGAUAGGAGCGGUGGUCCGGGCCAUGACGACGGCGGUUGACAUGGAGACGGCUCGCUGCACGGCGAGCAUCCUCCACAGCCUGUCACACCAGAGUGAGGGACUGCAGGUCAUAUUCAAGUCCGGAGGAAUACCAGCGCUGGUUCGCAUGCUAAGUUCACCCGUGGAGUCCAUUUUAUUUUACGCCAUAACCACCCUUCACAAUCUCUUGUUGCACCAAGAGGGUGCCAAGAUGGCUGUGCGUCUUGCUGAUGGCCUGCAGAGGAUGGUGCCCUUACUGAAGAAGAGCAACCCCAAGUUCUUGGCCAUCACCACAGACUGUCUGCAGCUUUUGUCUUACGGCAACCAGGAGAGCAAGCUCAUCAUACUUGCCAAUGGCGGUCCAGAUGGUCUGGUGUUCAUCAUGAGGAACUACAAUUAUGAAAAGCUGUUGUGGACCACCAGUCGGGUGCUCAAAGUGUUAUCUGUUUGUCCCAGCAACAAGCCCGCCAUCGUUGAAACUGGCGGUAUGCAGGCUUUGGGUCAGCAUCUCACUGGAUCAAGUCAGCGUCUGAUUCAGAACUGCCUAUGGACGCUCCGGAACCUGUCAGAUGCCGCAACCAAGCAGGAAGGCUUGGAUGGUCUGCUGCAGAUAUUAGUCACCCAGCUCGGCUCCGAUGAUGUCAAUAUGCUGACCUGCGCAACAGGCAUCCUGUCCAACCUCACCUGUAACAACUCCCGCAACAAGACUCUGGUCACCCAGUUUGGCGGUGUUGAGGCACUGAUCCAUGCUGUGCUGCGUGCUGGCGAGAAGGAGGAUGUUGCCGAGCCAGCGGUCUGCGCCCUGCGUCAUCUCACGUCCCGCCACCAAGACGCUGAGCUGGCCCAGAAUGCUGUGCGUCUGCACUAUGGUGUCCCCGCUGUUGUCAAGCUGCUGGGACAACCUCACUAUUGGCCCGUCGUGAAGGCUACUGUUGGCCUCAUCCGAAACCUCGCACUGUGCCCAACCAAUCAAGCCCCCCUUAGGGAUGCGGGGACCAUCCCGCGAUUGGUCAACCUGUUAUUAAAAGCUCACCAGGACACACAAAGGCACGCCUCUUCAUCCCAGCAGACAUAUCAGGAUGGUGUUCGUAUGGAGGAAAUUGUAGAGGGCUGCACUGGUGCACUUCACAUUCUGGCCAGAGAUCCUAUAAACAGAGGGGAGAUUGCCAGCAUGCAGACCAUACCACUGUUUGUGCAGCUGCUUUACUCGUACGUGGAGAACGUCAAGCGGGUUGCUGCCGGAGUUCUGUGCGAGUUGGCGCUGGACAAACAUUCUGCAGAACUCAUCGAUGCCGAGGGAGCGUCCGCACCGCUCAUGGAGCUGCUGCACUCCAACAAUGAGGGAAUCGCUACCUACGCUGCAGCAGUGCUGUUUCGGAUUUCGGAGGACAAGAGCUCGGAUUACAGGAAAAGAGUGUCGGUGGAGCUUACGCACUCGCUCUUCAAACACGACCCCACUGCCUGGGAAAUGGCCCAUUCAGUUGCCCUGGAGCCCGCAUACUUGGCUGAUGAGUUAGAUGGGGCCUACCCUCCCUAUGGCUAUGCUGAGCUUCCCCUGGACACUCUGCCAUUAGACCCUGACCUCCAUGAGACCUACAUGCCUGAGAUGAGCCACGACCCAAGGCAGGCCUACCCUGAACCACUCUAACAGGAACACAACAUGGAAUCCAAUCGAUGAUCAAUUGAACAAAUCACACAAAGAAAGGACUGGAAGAUAUGGAGGAAGAAAGCGACUGAAGGUCUUAAUGACAAGGAGAAUCAAGACUUUUCAACCUUUUCCAAGGCGGAAAAAUAUCCCGUUUGGCAAUCAAGAACUUUCGGAAGACAGUUUUUUUGACGGAGGUGUAUUGUUGGUGUACAUAACACAACUGUUACUUUGCUAUGUCGUUUUACAGUGGGGUGAAAGUGUACGUGGGGCAGUUUGGCACUAUUUAAAGCAUCGUCGGCAAGAAUUUAUUUCAUCAACAGUUCGGGACAAUGCGAGACGGGCGGAAGGUGCAACUAGCAAACAGAUUUUUAGCUUGGAUUUUCCAAACGAAAAGGCAGAAGUAAGUAAGAGGUUCCUUGGAUUAACAGAGCUCUAAUUGUGUUGAACUAUUAUCUAGAAAAUUAUUUUUGUUUACUUAACAUCCAGCAAACAAAUUUCGGUUACUGACCUGUGGAUGUAAUGUUACAUGGACUAACAUUAUUGUCGGUCUCAUUUGCGACCAAACGCUAGCCGUGUAUCCCUGCUGUCUUCUAGAUGUCUCCCCUGUGUAUUACCUGGUGCACACGUCCCAGGGUGUCCAUAUGUGGUUCUUGCAUGGUAGUGUGAUGUGUCGACAUUGACAAAUUGUUCACUUUUGCAUUCAAACACGUGGACAUGCCUUCGCAAUAUGUUGACCGAUUUAAAAGAAAAAACGAACAAAAGACAUUCAAACAUUCUUCGGCCAUGAAGAAAACAAAAGUCUACCGUAUUUCUCGGACUGUAGGGCGCGCUGCCGAUGAGCGGGUCUGUUGAUUAUAAGGCAUUAACCCUGUAAGACCCAAAUAUAGAAAAACCUAAAAAAAUAAAUAAUUUGACCUUUUAGAUGUUGUUGUCGGAGGCAUUUGAACACAACACAAGGGUAGAACGUAUACUAUCCAUGUAUAGAGAAAAUACUUCAGGCAGUGAUGUAGUGGAGGGAAUACAACCUGUUUUGAGCCCACUUCAACAAGCCAGCAUUGUGACUAGCACAUUCACCCAGUGUUGUAUAAUUGCAACAAUUAUAUAACAAGAUCUAAAUGAAAUUUCAUACAUCUGUUCCACAAUAACAACCGUAUUUUUCGGACUAUAAGUCGCAGU
This is a messenger RNA of Entelurus aequoreus (snake pipefish), 3591 nucleotides long. It is a transcript of the gene jupb, whose product is annotated as junction plakoglobin b. NCBI's taxonomy places the organism in Eukaryota, Metazoa, Chordata, Actinopteri, Syngnathiformes, Syngnathidae. Gene Ontology annotation, molecular function: protein phosphatase binding; cadherin binding; transcription coactivator activity. The transcript has 17 exons. Gene Ontology annotation, biological process: cell adhesion; positive regulation of transcription by RNA polymerase II. Gene Ontology annotation, cellular component: catenin complex; adherens junction. The record is from RefSeq and is a predicted model, not a curated record. Bases 178 to 2415 code for a protein of 745 amino acids.